AUGCUUCCUCUAAGCGCUGCAACAAGCAUAGAAGCUUUGAGUGGAAUUUGCGGGUCCAUAUCAAUAGCAUGUUGGGUUGUCGUAUUUUCCCCCCAGAUCAUUGAAAACUUCCGUCGCAGCUCCGCAGAUGGUCUAUCAUUAGAAUUCCUCGUCGUCUGGCUCGCUGGAGAUGUCUUCAACAUUAUCGGAGCGGUCAUGCAAGGCGUCUUGCCUACCAUGAUCAUAUUAGCUGUAUACUAUACACUCGCUGACAUCAUCCUGCUUGGCCAAUGUUUUUAUUAUCGCGGCCUCAGCGUGUCAGAUGUUACCAAAAAUUCUGAACAGGAGGACAGGAGAGCGCCUACGCAGGAAAGAACACCUGCAACACAAUCGUCAGAACAAACGCCACUUCUGCAUAACUGGUCACAAGGAGAAGGUAAUAGCUCAAGUAGCAGGGGAGCUACCAAUCCACGACGGGAAUCUCUCAGAUCAAUCGCAUCUUUACAACAACACCUUACAUCCGUCGAUGGAACCCAUCUAUCUCCAGCAGUACCGCUACGGAAAGAAGUAGGCUGUACUGCACCACGCCCUUCAUCAACGUUCCAGAUAAUUGCUUUCAACACCUUCAGCAUCACCCUUGUUUGUGCAGCGGGAAUUCUAGGAUGGUAUGUCAGCGCCAGCUCAAGGCAGCAGCACAACGAACCUGAUCUCCAAAAACCAGACGACACACUCAAAUUCGACAUCACGGGCCAAAUAUUUGGAUACCUAUGUGCUGUGUUCUAUCUUGGUAGCCGAAUCCCUCAGUUACUCCUCAACUGGCGCCGAAAGAGCACUGAAGGAGUAUCCUUACUAUUUUUCAUAUUUGCCUGCAUCGGCAAUCUGACAUAUGUGCUUUCUAUAUUCGCUUAUUCACCUGUUUGCCAGGGUGAGCAUGGCAAAUGUCGGCCUGGUGAGCGGCAGAGUAUAUACGGACGAUAUAUGGCUGUGAACGCCUCUUGGCUAGUGGGGAGCAUGGGGACCUUGUUCAUGGACCUGGCUAUCUUUUCACAGUUUAUUAUGUAUAGGGGAAAAGAUGGAUGUAAUGAUAUCCAGGCGGAAUAA
Microsporum canis CBS 113480 is the source of this 1080-nucleotide messenger RNA. Its product is annotated as PQ loop repeat protein. Lineage: Eukaryota; Fungi; Ascomycota; Eurotiomycetes; Onygenales; Arthrodermataceae. Gene Ontology annotation, biological process: basic amino acid transmembrane export from vacuole. The transcript is spliced from 2 exons. The record is from RefSeq and is a predicted model, not a curated record. The coding region runs from base 1 to 1080 and encodes 359 amino acids. Gene Ontology annotation, cellular component: fungal-type vacuole membrane.